This is a messenger RNA of Botrytis byssoidea, 1880 nucleotides long. RefSeq lists its product as uncharacterized. Bases 234 to 1574 code for a protein of 446 amino acids. Gene Ontology annotation, molecular function: NADP binding; NAD binding; oxidoreductase activity. The transcript has 2 exons. Lineage: Eukaryota; Fungi; Ascomycota; Leotiomycetes; Helotiales; Sclerotiniaceae. The record is from RefSeq and is a predicted model, not a curated record.
GCUGUAUUAUUUAUGUACGUGGACAUGAACGUCAUGUUUGUUCUGCCGUUGGGAUGAAUUAUGAGGGGUACCGAUACUGGAUGGAACCAUUUAUAUGGUUCCUUCAAUGCUGAGUUUGGUAGGGGAAGAUUCAUGAUGGAGAACUUCAGAUUACCCCUCUUCAAGUUUAAGUAGCAUUUGCUCAAUUCUUGUUGUUCCCGUUCUUCUUCUAUCGUUCAUUCCACAUUGACAACAUGCCUUCAUUUGAUGAACCAGUCGUGGCCUUCAUCGGUCUUGGAGCUAUGGGGAUGGGCAUGGCUACGAAUCUCCUCAAAACAUUCGCUGUUACUGGCUUCGAUGUCCACGAACCCACCCUCGAGAGAUUCAGAUCUGCGGGCGGAAACACGGCUACCACGCCUCGAUCUGCCGUCGCCAAUGCAAAAUACAUCGUGAUCAUGGUAGCGACAGCUGCGCAAACGCUUUCGGUUCUUUUUGACGAUGUCACUGGAGCUAUUGACGAAUUGCAGCCGAAUGCUACGAUAAUAUUAAGCUCCACCGCUUUCCCCGAACACGUACCGGAAGUUAGAGAAUUGCUCGACAAUAAAUAUAACAGGAGAGAUGUGGAAUUGGUAGAUGCACCUGUGUCCGGAGGAACCGGUCGAGCAGCUCUUGGUACGCUUGUGGUUCUCGCUUCGGGGCCGGAAAAAUCGUUGAGAGCCGCGAAUCCGGUAUUGGACGCCAUGGCAGAUCCAUUACAUCUAAUCCCUGGUGGGUUGGGGGCGGGUACCAAGGUUAAAAUGGUACACCAAGCUCUCGCGGGUAUACACAUGAUUAUGGCAUCAGAAGCAAUGGGAUUUGCUGCAUUCCUGGGACUUAAUACCAAGCAGGCUCUUGACUAUCUUGUUAAGUCAUCUGGAGAGAGCUGGAUGUUAGGAAAUAGGGUACCACAUAUGUUGGAGAAUAAUCUUCAUCCAUUUUCGGCUUUGAAUAUUUUUGUCAAAGAUAUGGGUAUAGUGACAGCCGAUGGCCGUCGAGUCAAAUGUCCACUGUUCCUUUGCUCUGCAGCCGAGCAAGUAUUGGCGUCCGGCGUACGUUCUGGGUUUGGUCUAGACGAUGAUUCUGGGCUUAUCAGAGUUUAUAUGCCCACCCGGCCAAGUCUUGUCUCCGAACAGACUGCAGCCUUUACUACAAGUGCGGAUGACCCGAGAUUGAAGCUAGUUGAAGAUAUACUAGCAGGUGUACAUUUAGUCGCAGCAGUAGAAGCAAUGGCUUUUGGUCAAGCUAUUGGUCUAGAUACCGGGAUGCUUUACGAUGUAGUAAAAGGGGCGGCUGGAGCAAGCGCCAUGUUCGUGGAUAGAGUGCCAGCUUUGCUAAGUGGAAAGUGUGCCUCGAAAUCCUCCAUUAAUGAUGUUAUUGCUCGUCUAAAUACAGCAAUCGAGGAAGCAAGCCGUCUCAGGUACCCUCUACAUCUCACAGCCACAGCACUACAAAUAUCACAAUUGGCGAGAACUCGAGGUUCUGGGAACGAGCCUGAUGUAGCAGCUGUGAGGGUAUGGGAUGGCAUCGUCACAUUUACCAUACCUGGCCUUGCAUGAGGAAAUGGCUUCGUUAAGGAGCGAUACUUGAGCUUUGAUAGAGAUCAUUCCUCUUGGAUACUAACGCAAAGUCAAUCCGCAUAGGAUAAGGUUUGGAUGGCUGUAGAUGUAGUCAAAUAAAUUUGCUUCAUUGGCAAUUAUUACGCGGGAAUUUCCCGCACUAUACGAGAGCGUGUCUUUGAUGAAUGCCGGGUCCGUGCACAAUAACAUUUCCUUAUUAAAAUAAGCACAAACUCAUCUAUUUUGGAAUUCAAUAGCAAUUGAAGUAAAAAUAAUAUUUGAAAAAUCUUUUCAAAUUCGAAUAAU